AUGUCGGUCUUUGUCCGUUUGCCCCGACUUGUGCGGUGUACCCGACUCGCAUCAACACUUUCCUCAAGUUCGAAUGGCUCUAGUGCACUCAGACAGAUUGAAAAUGAAUCUGGACGACUUUUGCGUGUGGUAGAAAAGCGCAUUGCGGAACGAAAACGAGCUGAGCAGGAGGCAAAAGGUUCAAGCAUGAGCAUGAAAGACCAAAUUUCUCGCUCCAGGCUAAUAAAGGAGCUUGAACCACUAGAUAGGACCUGGAGCGAAUGGUUAUCGGUGCGAGAGGCUUUCUUACAAUCAGAAUCGCUCUUGUCUGAUUCUGAUCCGGAAUUACGAGCACUUGCGGUGGACGAACAGGCCGAAUCACUCGGUAAACUCCAAUCAUUGGCCUCGGAAACAUUCCCGUCGCUGCUUAUGCGGGCGUCAUCCACCUCAUCCUACGGUGCCGCCAUCGAGCUUAAAUCUGGCGUAGGAGGAAGUGAGUCGGCACUUUUCCUCGGCAAUUUAGCGAGGAUGUACUCCCGCUUUGCCGCCACACACAAGUAUUCGUGUGAAUGGAUCAAUAAAAACGAAAUGGAAGGCGCUAGAGGUGGGAUCAAGGACGCGAUACUGGAAAUUAAGGGUGAAGGGUCAUACGAUGCUCUGAGAUGGGAGAGUGGAGUGCAUCGAGUCCAACGAGUGCCCGCAACGGAAACACAAGGGAGAGUUCAUACUAGCACUGUAGCGGUUGUGGUUCUUCCCGUCAUAGAAGGUGCAAGUGAGACCGAGGCGGAUGAUAUAGUGGACCCUAAGGAUGUCCGAACCGACGUCAUGCGUUCACGAGGUGCUGGUGGCCAGCAUGUAAACAGGACCGAGAGUGCAGUGCGCUUAACACACGAGCCAACUGGCAUUACUGUCUCCAUGCAAGACUCUAGAAGUCAGCAUCAGAACCGGGCGAAAGCAUGGAUGAUUUUGCGUGCACGGCUUUUAGAUCGUAAACUCCAGGCGGAGAUGGAGGCUCGUCGCGCCGUACGAAGAGACUUGGUCAAAGGUGCUGAUCGUAGCGAAAAAGUUAGGACUUAUAAUUACGCGCAGGACCGAGUAACAGAUCAUCGAGUCGGAUUAACAAUAAAGAACCUGGAAGCCGUAAUGGAAGGAGACGCAUUAGAAGAAAUCAUUCAGGCACUUCAAAAAGACCAUGAAGCAACAAUGAUGGAAGAAUUGUUGCAAGACGAUGUUGACUAA
Rhizoctonia solani is the source of this 1218-nucleotide messenger RNA. Its product is annotated as peptide chain release factor 1. Gene Ontology annotation, molecular function: translation release factor activity. The coding region runs from base 1 to 1218 and encodes 405 amino acids. Gene Ontology annotation, biological process: translational termination. The record is from RefSeq and is a predicted model, not a curated record. Lineage: Eukaryota; Fungi; Basidiomycota; Agaricomycetes; Cantharellales; Ceratobasidiaceae. The transcript is spliced from 6 exons.